Molecule: messenger RNA, 465 nt
Organism: Daldinia loculata
Lineage: Eukaryota; Fungi; Ascomycota; Sordariomycetes; Xylariales; Hypoxylaceae
Exons: 1
Source: RefSeq, a predicted model, not a curated record
GCGGACGAAAUAUGCCACCACGUCUUCCCUGCAGCGGAUGCCUACCAGACAUCCGGCGUACGACCGGCCGGGGGGAGCGACCUCGGGGAUGUUGGCGUUUAUGGAUAAUAUGUACGGAUUUGCAUGCGGGGUUUGCGGGGGCGGAGGAGGUGGCGGAGAGGAUGUACGCGGUGGUGGGGGGUGGGGGGAGGAUUCCGAUUCGGGUGCCGCUGGGGAGGGAUAGUUGGGGGAUGGUUGUGGCGGAGACGGAGAGGGUGAGGGGGGAGUUGGAGGAGUGGAGGGAGUUUAGUUGUGGGAUGGGGAAUCCGGAGGUGGAGGGUAUGGCGAGGCUUGUGAGGUAGAGGUGUAUAGUCAGUGUUCGCUAUACCUAUUAAGAUAUGGAUGGUUAGUAAAGGCUUCGUGUUUAGAGGCUGGUAGAGUUGAGAGGAAUCACUGCAUUGAGUCUUUGGGUAGUGUAUAUUUGAU